UGGAACCCAAAGUGAAAUGCACCUCAGACCUGAUGCGAAUCGAAGUGCCGAUAUCCCCUGCGACGAAGAAGAUAUACAUCGAAGGGCUUCGCGACUAUCCGGAACCAGCAUGUCGACCUCACACUGACCCCACCGGCAAGCUGGCGGUACUCGAGCUCGACCUCAGAGACGUCUACAAGUGUGCUGUCACCAGGGGCAAAACAAUAUAUUACCAAACUGUGAUAUCGGAGACAGCUGGAGACGAUGGAUCCACAGGAAAAGAGAUGCUUCACGUGAAGUGUUCUAUUUUCCAAGCCAGGAAUCACACGCUGAUGAGUGGUUUGAUGGGAAAUCACACGAUAACAAAGAGGAACGUGCUGCCUGAAGGGUUUCAAGAAGCAAAAUGCUCAGUGGACCCGUACCUGUUCGAGAACUUCAACACAGUAGACGGGGACUUCCUCUCCGCAAAAUUCCGUGCAUUCAAAUUCCCAGAAUCCACCUACGUGCAGUUCAAAGGGACAGUCAACGUUUGUCUGGAUAAAUGUCAAGGGGUGGAAUGCAGUGAUGGCUCUGUUGGUUUCGGGCGACGACGAAGAGCCCUUGCAGAACUGCCAGCAGACCCCAAUAAGAUCUUCGAAAUCACCAUCACCUCUUUCAUCAAAGUUGGCAACGACAAAUCCGAUCCUGAAGAGUUGACCAAUCAAAAGCCAUAUAGCAAUAAGAAGUUAUUUAUUGGAGAUCAAAUGACUGACAUCAAAGAGAAAACCUUCUACCAAACAGACCCUAGUCAAGGCGUCUUGGAGCUGAAAGAAGAGAAAGACACGUUGAUCGUGGCAGACAGCUCCGCCUCCACCACCGCCUUGAACAUGAUAUCACUGGCUGCAAUAGUGCCUUUAUUCAUAUAACUAGCCGCAUGAGAGACACGCCAACAACGGUUUAUUCCAAUUAUAACCCUAUCGUAAAUAUACAAGUCUGUGAUAACUCGAAAAAAUGUUGGAUACGGGGCGCAAAGCUGUCAACAUUUUGUAUGCUCUAACAGUUGCUCAGAAAGCUUGUAAAGUGAUUGAAUUAUGAUUUAAAUUUUAAGUAUACAGCUUUACACCCUUUGCACUCAUAAGCGUUUCUAAGAAAUUUUGAAAUUUCGUCAAGACGAGAGAAGAAAGGAACAGUUAAUUAUAGACCCCAGUGCUUUUCAAAAAUUCCCUCUACACUUAUUUUCCAAACAAUUGACGCACGAUCCGAUUUUCUAGCGUAAAAGCAGCGGUUGACAUUUUCAAGAUGGCGGCUAAGUGCUUAUUAAAAAAAUUUUAUUAGCUUGCCUGUAUGCUUGUAUGUAUGUAGUUUUGUAUGUACCGGAAUAUUUGAGCAUAAUUUUCACCAGUUUCCAGAAGUUUGAUUCGAUGACACUGCAAUAAUUUGAUAACAGUUUUCCAUUAUCGUUAUUAGGACUGCCAGGAUGGAUACAUUCUUUUUUAGAUCCUCUGUAGGGAGUAAGAGAGAUAGACUUACUCUUUGUUGGUUCGCGAACUCGGCACAGCACAACAGAGGCAGAUAUUUUUUCAAUGUAGUGCAUUCUCACCUUGUUCAUUGCGAAUGUUAUCAUUAAUCCUACUUGAUUGCUCUAAGUUAACAGGAAUAACCCCAUGCAGCAGUGAAGCUUUAAAUGAAAUGAUUAGAUUACAAAAUGAUUUGUAAGACCUGUCAAUAUCACAUUUCCACAAAAAACUAAUUGAUAAGUCAAGCUAAAAAAUGAAAAAUAAAUAAUAGUUUGAAAAAACUAAAAAAACACACUCUUUUAUGUCUUAAAUAGAUCGGGAUGUCACGUCAUACCGCAAUUUUCUUUAUUAGUACUUCAUAACUUUGGGAUAUACAUCCACUUUCUUUCAAAAUGGAGAGCUAACAUAUACAUAUAACUCCUCAUAUUUCCAAAUUUAGUGCAUAUUCAGGUAGACUUCCAAGUUUCAAGAUUGAAUAUCCCAAAAAUGAUCAAAUUCAAAAGCCUUUCAGUAAGCUAUUUUGAAAGGUAUUGUACUUUAUAUUAUGUGGUCAUGAAAGUACUUCAAAAUAAGGUAUUACACGACCCCCCGUUCCACUAAAAAUAUUGCCCAACCGCCGUCUUGAAGUUUCAACUUCUACUUUCGCGAUAAAAUAAGAAGUUUUCGAUAAGCACUGCGGGUGGUUUUAAUUGAAUUAUGCCUCCGUCAGGUUGUAUAUUAAAGUCUUGUCGUUUACCUAAAAGGACUAUUCGUAAACCGCUUCAAGUUUGAGCAAAUACAUUUUAUUGAAGAGCAAAAGCUUUGCCGGAUUUUUGGCACCAUACUGCGUCUUGGCAGGCUUAGGUACUCCAUGUUGAAUCUCCUACACUUGUCAAUGAUUAGGUACCAUAAAUAUAAAAAAAUACUAAACAUAAGCAAUAUGCCAUAUAACGAAUAUAUGAUCAGUACAGAGCAGAUAAAAAGUCUGUACUUAAAGCCUGGCUUAUUCAUUAAUUCAUACUGACCAUUAGCGAAUUAGCGAUUUGUGUAAGAAUAUGGCUUAUACAAAUCCAAAAAGGAAUGUCUGCAAAUCCUUUUGUGAUUCGAAUACUGUAUAUGACUGUAUUGUAAAAGGGUUUGUAUCGACAUGUCCUCAAAUGAGAUCUAACUCUUAACACUGCCUGUUUGUGCAAUUUUUAUGGUGACAUUUUCAAUCGGUGUUUUAGAAAGGGAGGGAUACUUAUAUGUUUGGAUAUUAUCAACUGUGUAUAUCAGCCAAUUUAAAUUCGUGAAGAUGGUUAGUUUCGUUUCCUAAAAGUGGGAACCUGCCUUUUUGAGGAACAUCUAUGCUUGAAAUGACAAAGGUAAUGCAAGGGAAAACAGCAGCGAAAAAGAAUAAACCUAAAGCUGGGUUGGUGAAAUUAAUAUUUUUUUUUGUUUCUGACACAUUUUUUUGAUUCUUAAAAAGUUAAUUCGAUCAUGUUUUUUUAAUAUUCAUUAUUUUUUGCUAAAUAAUCACUGCAAAUGGUAGGUUUUGACAACCCCCUAACAUUAAGUUCGGUGUGUCGAAGUAAAUACUUCUUAUAGUACCCUCGUAUCUCACCGUACACAAAUUGUACGCAAUGUGCGUCAAGUUAAUGUAUAUUUCCGUUUUAACAACUCAAGGGCUUUUAACAGCAGGUCUCCUUCGCUGCGUGCACGGUUUGAACUCGUGAGAUACGAGGGUACUACAAGUAGUAUUUACUUUGACGAGACCUUCACAUAAUUACAUAAUCAGACGAACUUACCUGUAAGUGAUGUUCGAUCCUAAUUAUAUAAAGGUACCGUCGAAGUAAAGAGCUCCCUCGCACCCUAUGUAUCACCCGAUUGUUGCAACAACUUGGCUUUGAAGAAAAUGAGAGCUGAUAGGCGGCCAGAGAUGAGGAAGGUAGGGGGACGCGGUGAUCCACCUUCCUUCGUUGCGUGCACGGUUUGAACUCGUGGGUUUGGUGAGAUACGAGGGUACUACAAGUAGUAUUUACUUCGACGAGACCAUUACAUAAUUACAUGAUCAGACGAACUUACCUGUAAGUGAUGUUUGAUCCUAAUUAUGUAAAGGUACCGUCGAAGUUAAGAGCUCCCUCGCUCCCUAUGUAUCACGCAAUUGUUGCAACAACUUGGCCUUGAAGAAAAUGAGCGUUUAUAGGCGGACAGAGAGGAGGAAGGUAGGGGGACGCGGUGAGCCACCUUCCUUUGUUGCGUGCACGGUUUGAACUCGUGGGUUUGGUGAGAUGCGAGGGUACUACAAGUAGUAUUUACUUCGACGAGAUCUUCACAUAAUUACAUGAUCAGACGAACUUACCUGUAGGUGAUGCUUGAUCCUAAUUAUGUAAAGGCACCGUCGAAGUAAAGAGCUCCCUCGCUCCCUAUGUAUCACCCAAUUGUUGCCACAACAUGGCCUUGAAUAAAAUGAGCGUUUAUAGGCGGCCAGAGAGGAGAAAGGUAGGGGGACGCGGUGAGCCACCUUUCUUCGCUGCGUGCACGGUUUGAACUCAUGGGUUUGGUGAAAUACGAGGGUACUACAAGUAGUAUUUACUUCGCGGAGACCUUCACAUAAUUAGGAUCGAACAUCACUUACUUACUUGCUUUCGAUGCAACGCGUUCGCAGCAGAACCAAAAAUUUGUCACGAGGAAAGUUGUUCACAGCUGUGCCUUCCUCUGCAUCCAUAGAAGGUUUUUUUCUACAUUUGGUGACGACGAAAUUGGUGUUUCUUUUCAGAUAUUAGAACAAAUAGUUGUUGAUUUAGUUUCUCAUUCAUUAAUAGUUUACAUAGUUUACUUUAAUUUUAUGUCGCUAAUUUGAUUAAUGGACUUUUAUGAAAAAAUUCAAGUUUUUUUUGAAUAUUUAUUUUUAUCAAAUAAUCACUUCAUACAAAUCAUUGAUUCAAAUCACUUAAAAAAGUGCGCACGCUCAAAGUGUGCCAUUUAUCUGUUUUUCAAAUCGGACAUGUGAAUAAACAGAUUGGUUUACCUACACAACGGGGAAACUGACACGCGUCAUGUCUGCUGACCUCAUCAUCGGCUGGAUGGCACAGACGGAUUUAGCCUCGAAUAUUUUGAAACAAUAUCCCUGUUGACUUUGGGUCUUUAAAGUAUGGGUUUUGAGGAAAAAUUUGCUUAGUUUGAUUAGAACGUCAUAUAAAGGAAAGUUCCCACUUUGAGAAAAUACUGUAUGAAAAUCACGGCUUGAAAUUGGACGUUGAUAUACACCCACACAGAAUAAACUACUCCUGAAAAAUGAACGUAGUUUUAGAGAAAAAGUGUAAAAUCUUUGUUACCAGUAGACAUAGAUUUCUAAGUAAGCUCAACGAUUAUUAUCAAACAUCUCACAAAACAUUGAAUUGUUGUUCUUGCAUUUGUAUGUAAUAAGCACUUAAUUGUUUUAUCGUGCUAUCUUUAAAUGCAAACGACAGAGCUUAAAGAAUAAAGAUUCAAUAAAUUUGAUUUACUGUUAAUUGCACAAUACAUACAGAACAUCCUCGAUGAUUCUCCGAGUAAGUGGUUGCACGUACUUGCUAGUGAAUAUGUUUAGAUGUUAAUAUCUGCGAUUUAUUUUAAUAUUAUUCUGUUGUAAAUAUAAUUUUCUGCAACUUAACUUCUGUAUUUUUAAAUUUAUGUAAUAUUUCGUGACAUUGUGAAAAUUUUACUAGUCUGUAAUAACAAAUAAAAAUAAUCA
Messenger RNA from Acanthoscelides obtectus, 5169 nucleotides. The record is from the annotation of a GenBank genome assembly. NCBI's taxonomy places the organism in Eukaryota, Metazoa, Arthropoda, Insecta, Coleoptera, Chrysomelidae.